AAUACAUGUGGUUCUCGUAGACAGGAUCGUUGGCAACGAUAUGUUUUAUUUAGUUGGGUUAGGAUUGGGUGAUGCAAAAGAUAUUACUGUAAAGGGUUUGGAAAUUGUUCGAAAGGCACGUCGAGUUUAUCUUGAAGCCUACACUUCCAUUCUGACAAUUGGAAAAAAUGAAUUGGAGAAAUUUUACGGAAGAGAGAUUAUACUGGCUGAUAGAGAGAUGGUUGAGCAACAGUCUGAUGAAAUUUUCAAAGAUUCAGAGACAGAAGAUAUAGCCUUUUUAGUAGUUGGGGACCCAUUUGGUGCCACCACUCACACAGACUUGGUGCUCCGGGCAAAGGAAAAGGGGAUAGCAUAUAGAGUGAUUCACAAUGCUUCCAUAAUGAAUGCUAUUGGAUGCUGUGGACUACAGCUUUAUAAUUUUGGAGAAACUGUGUCCAUUGUUUUCUGGACAGAAGAUUGGAGACCAGACAGUUUUUAUGACAAGAUUGCCAACAAUAAGAAAGGAGGCAUGCACACUCUUUGUCUCUUAGAUAUUAAAGUCAAGGAGCAGUCUAUUGAAAAUUUGAUGAGGGGCAGAAAAAUCUUUGAGCCACCAAGGUAUAUGACAGUUAAUCAAGCAGCAGAACAACUUCUAGAAAUUAUUGAAAAGAAAAAACAAGAGGGGGACCAAGAACUAGAAUUGACAGAGGACACAGUUUGUGUUGGAGUGGCCAGGGUGGGGUCAGACACACAGCAAAUAGUCUCAGGGACCCUAAAGCAAAUGACCACAGUGGACUUUGGAGGACCACUUCAUUCUUUAGUGAUAGCUGGACACUUGCACCCUUUAGAAAAUGACAUGCUUAAACUUUUUGCAGUUGAUGUCAACACAUUAAGUUGAUUAUGAUGGUGCUUUUUUUACCCUUAUUUGUCAAUCUUUUUUUCGUUUACUUUUAAAACAAGAUAAAACAGCCAGUUUUUAAGUGUAAUAUUAAAAUAAUUAUUAAUGAUCAGAAAAUAUCUUGAGAAAGACUGUCUUUUUGGUUUGAAGAAAUGUAGUAGUAUAUUCAGGUUCUUAACAAACGCAGUGUAUUUAGUACGAAAACACGAACACACUCGCGUGCACUCACACGUGACCAACUUACACCCUUGAAAACUAUUGCAAAUUGUAAAAAUAAAAAUUAUUAUUAACAAG
This is a messenger RNA of Lingula anatina, 1171 nucleotides long. RefSeq names its product diphthine methyl ester synthase. The record is from RefSeq and is a predicted model, not a curated record. Gene Ontology annotation, biological process: protein histidyl modification to diphthamide. Gene Ontology annotation, molecular function: diphthine synthase activity. Lineage: Eukaryota; Metazoa; Brachiopoda; Lingulata; Lingulida; Lingulidae.